Messenger RNA from Mesorhabditis belari, 765 nucleotides. NCBI's taxonomy places the organism in Eukaryota, Metazoa, Nematoda, Chromadorea, Rhabditida, Rhabditidae. The record is from the annotation of a GenBank genome assembly.
AUGAGACUUUUAUUUGCCUUGUUUCCCCUUGUCUUCGCUGGCCGAUAUUGCCCGCCUGGUUCUUUUGAUGUACCCCAACAAAAUGAGUGUCUACACACGGAGGUUUCUCCUCAACCGUUCACCGUGGCGAAUCUCAUCUGCAGUUACAUUGGCGGAUCACUCGUUAAAGUCACGAACGCUUUCGUAAACAAUUUGGUGGCUGGACAAGCGCUUUCACAGUUGCAAGGACAAAAAGCCUAUAUUGGUGUGGUGAAAGCUGGAAAUAACAAUUGGACUUAUGUGGAUGGAACACAGUUGACAUAUGUGAAUUGGAUGGCCGGCCAGCCAAACCAGGAGAAUGGCUCAUGCGCUGCGAUGGACCCGGUCUCUUUGCAAUGGACGACAAUCAGUUGUCAACAGAGCUUGGGAUAUUUCUGUACAAUCCCCGAUCUUUCCACCCCUUGCCCCAACGGAUGGACCUACUUCUACGACACCGACUCUUGCUACUUGAUUCAUGUAAGAAUUAUUCAAACCGACAACGCCAAUUCGAACCGAUGCGAUGCUAGCGAAGUCGUCUUUGGUCUACAGUGCACAAAUGCGGCUUUCAGUUGGACCGACGGAACUCCGGUCGAUUACAAGAACAGUGAGACGAAACUCUGCUCAACACAGAACUACGUUUACGGGAUGAUCAACGACCCAAAUUGUAACACGACUCAAUAUCAACAUUGGGAUGAAUGGCAAACAAAUCAACCCUUCUCAAGAUACGCUUGCAAAAUGGCAGCUCAU